AUGCGUGUGUGUUUUACCAGGUGGGGAAGGGGGGUACGUUACCUCCAAAAAAAGCCACCAGUGUCUUCCACACGUGUGAGGAGAGAGUGGGUGAGAUCCGUGUGUCAGUUAUUCAUUAUCGGUGAACAUGGGAAAAGGGUAUGGACCUGACAGCCCUGCGGCUACUCCAAAAGGAGGAAAGAAGAGGAAAGAAAGAGAUUUGGAUGAGCUGAAGAAAGAAGUUUCAUUGGAUGAUCAUAAGCUUUCUCUAGACGAGAUCAGCGCUCGCUAUGGAGUUGACCUUACCAAAGGUUUGACCCAUAAGAGAGCUUUGGAAAUUCUGGCACGUGAUGGUCCAAAUGCCCUUACCCCGCCGCCCACCACACCAGAGUGGGUUAAGUUCUGCAAGCAGCUGUUUGGAGGUUUUUCUAUCCUGCUGUGGAUCGGGGCCCUCCUUUGCUUUCUUGCGUACAGCAUUCAGGCAGCCACCGCCGAUGAACCGGUCAACGACAAUUUGUAUCUGGGUGUGGUGCUUUCCGCUGUGGUCAUCAUCACUGGCUGCUUUUCGUACUAUCAAGAAGCCAAAAGUUCCCGGAUCAUGGACUCUUUCAAAAACAUGGUGCCUCAGCAAGCUAUGGUGAUCCGUGAGGGGAAAAAAAUUCAGAUCAAUGCAGAGGGGGUGGUUCAGGGAGACCUGGUGGAGAUCAAGGGUGGAGACAGAAUCCCAGCAGACCUUCGGAUCAUCUCCUCCAGCGGCUGCAAGGUGGAUAACUCCUCUCUCACCGGAGAAUCAGAACCUCAGACCCGUUCUCCAGGGUUCACACACGAAAAUCCACUGGAGACCAGAAACAUCUGCUUCUUUUCCACCAACUGUGUGGAAGGUACAGCCCAUGGUAUAGUGAUCAAUACAGGUGAUCACACAGUGAUGGGACGCAUUGCGACUUUAGCGUCAGGUCUGGAAGUAGGUCAGACGCCCAUCAACAUGGAGAUCGAGCACUUCAUUCAAAUCAUCACUGGCGUUGCCAUUUUCCUGGGCGUGUCCUUCUUUAUCCUGUCUCUCAUCCUGGGCUACAGUUGGCUGGAGGCCGUCGUCUUUCUCAUCGGCAUCAUCGUUGCCAACGUCCCUGAAGGACUGCUCGCCACUGUUACUGUGUGUCUGACUCUAACUGCGAAGCGUAUGGCUCGUAAGAACUGUCUGGUGAAGAAUCUGGAGGCCGUGGAGACUUUAGGUUCCACGUCCACCAUCUGCUCCGACAAAACUGGAACUCUGACACAAAACCGUAUGACUGUUGCUCACAUGUGGUUCGACAACCAGAUCCACGGGGCCGAUACUACUGAGGACCAAUCAGGCAGUUGUUUCGACAAGAGCUCUCCCACUUGGACCGCUCUGUCCCGAGUGGCAGGACUCUGUAACCGUGCUGUUUUCAGACCUGGACAAGAGGACAUACCUAUCCGCAAGAGAGAUACAUCAGGUGAUGCAUCAGAAUCUGCUCUGUUAAAGUGUGUUGAGCUCUCAUCUGGCUCUGUUGAAACACUCAGACAAAACAACCCAAAAGUAACCGAAAUCCCAUUCAACUCAACCAACAAAUACCAGCUGUCUAUUCAUGAAUUAGAGGACAGUCCCACUGGGCAUCUGCUUGUGAUGAAAGGAGCACCGGAGAGAAUUUUGGACAGGUGCAGUACCAUAAUGAUCAAUGGUCAAGAAUUACCAUUGGAUGAUGAGUGGAAAGAUGCCUUUCAAGGAGCCUACAUUGAUCUGGGUGGGCUGGGCGAGAGAGUUUUGGGCUUCUGUCACCUGUACCUCUCGGCCUCUCAGUUUCCAAGAGGAUUUAAAUUUGACUCUGAAAAUGUGAAUUUCCCCGUCAGUCACCUCUGUUUUCUGGGCUUAAUGUCUAUGAUUGAUCCACCCCGAGCUGCGGUACCAGACGCCGUGGGCAAAUGUCGCUCUGCUGGCAUCAAGGUUAUCAUGGUAACGGGUGACCACCCUAUAACAGCCAAGGCCAUCGCUAAAGGUGUGGGCAUCAUCUCCGAGGGCAAUGAGACGGUGGAAGAUAUCGCAGAAAGACUUAAUAUACCUCUGAGCCAAGUCAACCCACGAGACGCCAAGGCUUGUGUGGUUCAUGGUUCAGACCUGAAGGACAUGAGCUCUGAAUAUCUGGAUGAUGUUCUGAGGUACCACACGGAGAUUGUGUUUGCGCGCACUUCACCUCAACAAAAACUCAUAAUCGUGGAGGGCUGCCAGAGACAGGGUGCUAUAGUGGCGGUGACAGGUGAUGGGGUGAACGACUCUCCUGCUUUGAAGAAAGCUGACAUUGGUGUUGCCAUGGGAAUCGCAGGCUCAGACGUCUCAAAGCAGGCUGCUGACAUGAUCCUGCUGGACGACAACUUUGCAUCAAUUGUUACUGGAGUGGAGGAAGGUCGCCUCAUCUUUGACAACCUGAAGAAGUCGAUUGCCUACACUCUUACCAGUAACAUCCCCGAGAUCACACCCUUCCUGCUCUUCAUCAUCGCCAGCGUGCCGCUGCCCCUGGGUACCGUCACCAUCCUCUGCAUCGACCUGGGCACUGACAUGGUUCCUGCCAUCUCUCUGGCGUACGAGUCGGCAGAGAGUGAUAUUAUGAAGCGUCAGCCCCGAAACCCUAAAACUGACAAACUGGUGAAUGAGAGGCUCAUCAGCAUGGCAUAUGGGCAAAUCGGUAUGAUCCAGGCACUUGGAGGUUUCUUCACCUACUUUGUGAUCAUGGCUGAGAAUGGUUUCUUGCCCCGACAUUUGUUCGGGAUUCGACUGGACUGGGACGAUCGUUCAUGCAAUGACCUGGAGGACGCCUAUGGCCAGCAAUGGACUUAUGAGCAGCGCAAGGUCAUCGAGUUCACCUGUCACACCUCAUUUUUCGCCAGUAUUGUGGUGGUGCAAUGGGCUGACCUCAUCAUCUGCAAGACGCGCAGGAACUCCGUCUUCCAGCAGGGCAUGAAGAAUAGGAUUCUCAUUUUUGGGUUGUUUACCGAGACUGCUCUGGCAGCCUUCCUGUCCUAUUGUCCUGGUAUGGACGUCGCCCUAAGGAUGUACCCACUCAAGGUUAUGUGGUGGUUCUGUGCUUUGCCGUACAGUCUGUUAAUCUUUGUGUACGACGAGAUCCGUAAAUUAAUCCUGCGCCGAAAUCCUGGAGGCUGGGUGGAAAAAGAGACCUACUAUUAGCAAGCAAAAAAUGUGCUAUAAACGUCUAUUUAUGACUGUUAGGCUGUGUGUUUGUUUGUGCGUGUGUAAACAAUGUAAUGAAGUAAAUAUGACAAUCAUUUAGCGUGUGUGCGCGCAUCUGCGUGUAUGCAUAUGUGAGGUAUAAUGUUAGGUAUAUGCACAUAUCUGUUUACAAUAUGUAUCCUGAAUAUCACUAUCCAUUAUAAUUUAAUGAUUAAAUAAAGGAAAUAGACUAGAAAUGAAAUAAAUUAUAGUAGUAUAAUAUACUAUUAUAAUUUAAUAGUACAGUUCUAGUAAAGUAUAGUUUGCCUUCUGUGUUCUGAAUUUUUACAUUUCAAUGGCACAAUUUUUUGCUGUGAAUUUUAGACCUUGAGUGUUCCUGGUUACAGUCUAGUUUUUCUUUCUUUAUUUAUUUUUGUGCACUUUUAAACUAUGGUUCAAAUGACCCAUGUUGGUUUAUAUGUAUAUAUAUAUUUUUUAGAUUAGAUUCAACUUUAUUUUCAUUGUGCAGAGUACAAAUACAGGAAAUGCAGUAAUUGCAUGCACUGCAAGUCAUUAUGCAAACUUUUCGGUUUAUUAAAUAUCUUAUUGUAAUGUUACAAAAAUUAAUAUUAUACUGCAAUAAAUAAACAUUUGUCAUUUUA
This is a messenger RNA of Misgurnus anguillicaudatus (oriental weatherfish), 3819 nucleotides long. The record is from RefSeq and is a predicted model, not a curated record. Lineage: Eukaryota; Metazoa; Chordata; Actinopteri; Cypriniformes; Cobitidae.